Messenger RNA from Oryzias latipes (Japanese medaka), 898 nucleotides. RefSeq lists its product as uncharacterized. The record is from RefSeq and is a predicted model, not a curated record. Lineage: Eukaryota; Metazoa; Chordata; Actinopteri; Beloniformes; Adrianichthyidae. Gene Ontology annotation, molecular function: channel activity. Gene Ontology annotation, biological process: monoatomic cation transport; pore complex assembly; cytolysis in another organism. Gene Ontology annotation, cellular component: pore complex.
CAGGGAGGUGCUACAAGCAAAAACGGAGAUUCUCUCCACCUUCCUGCAAGAUCUGAGAAAGAAUUUGACGUUGCUGUUGGACACCAGACUGGUCUACAAAAGUCAAGAUGCCAGAAACUGCAGAGGCUGUGUCAGCCACUCUGACCACCAACAGAAAUUGCACCAUAGAAAUUACCAAUGGCAGCAGCCACUGCCUCAUCAACCCCAAGGUCUACAUGAGUAGUGGUUUCUGUUACCAUCCACCCCAGCCGACGAUUCGAACCACGAUGACAGAAGUUUGCUCCUUCACCAAGGAUGACCACACUGCCACGGGCGCGGUCGGCCUGCUGACCUACGACUUGCUCCAUAUGCAGAGUCGAGUUUGCUCACAACGCAUGGCCAUCAUGUUCUCUGUGCCUUUCGACUAUAACCUGUACAAGAACCGGCUGGCUGUGGGUGUGGUGGAUCCCUCCACUGCCUGCGACAAACAUCUGUACGAGCAGAUGUACGAUGGGAAAGAUCUGGGCAACUUCGCCCGUUCUGAUGAAAACGGGUGUGGCCUGGAGCAUCGAGCGACAUCUGUUGAUUUGAGAGCGACCAUGUCUGCAGUCGGCAAAGCCAUCGUUAAAGUGGAGAUCUAUGAUAAAAUGCAUCAUUAAGAUGCUGUUUGUUGUUUCUGAAUUCAAAGAGUGAAUAAACUUCAUUGUAUCUGACCAAUGCUGUUUUCUUAAAAAAAUAACACGAAUAAAAACAAGCUUUAUGGAGAUGAAGACUGAUUUUGCUGUCAUUUUUAUUUUGUGUCCACUAAAAGAUAUCAAUAUCUGACAACCAGCUCAUUGAUUCCUCAUUACCUUAUAUCUUGGGCUCACAUACAGUGUACACUCCCUUCUCUUUGAUUAUGGUAAUAAAGCAUUCAGAC